Jaminaea rosea is the source of this 1708-nucleotide messenger RNA. RefSeq lists its product as hypothetical. Gene Ontology annotation, molecular function: cysteine desulfurase activity. NCBI's taxonomy places the organism in Eukaryota, Fungi, Basidiomycota, Exobasidiomycetes, Microstromatales. Gene Ontology annotation, biological process: iron-sulfur cluster assembly. Bases 133 to 1305 code for a protein of 390 amino acids. Gene Ontology annotation, cellular component: nucleus; cytosol; mitochondrion. The record is from RefSeq and is a predicted model, not a curated record. The transcript has a single exon.
UUUCGCCGCCCAAAAGUGGAUUCAUCAUCGCAUCGCUGAGGCCAGAGAGCAGCAGACGAUUCGGCCACCUUUAAUUCCUUCCCUUCAAGAUAUCAAUACCCCUGUUCUUCAACCCCCACACAUUUCGCCACAAUGAUCGCACCAUCAGUCAGACAGGCACUGGUGCGCAAUGGUGCCAAGUCGACACAGCGAAUUGCAGCGGCUGCAACGGCACCGUCAUCAUCGCCACCGGCUGCGACUCGAGGAUAUGCCACCCCGAGCAAGCCAAACCAGAUGGCAACGCCCGUCGAGGUUCAGUCAACGGUCAGCGCUGGUCGUGGGAGUGCUCAGAGGAACAUCAAGUCCGUCGGUGGUGGCCACAGGGACCUCGUCUCAGAUGUCCUCGAGUCAGCACCUCGACCGAGCACAGCGAAACGCCCAAUCUACCUCGACGCCCAGGCCACGACGCCCGUCGACCCGCGAGUCCUCGACGCCAUGAUGCCUUUCUAUACCAACCAGUAUGGCAACCCUCACUCCCGCACUCACGCCUACGGCUGGGAGUCAGAAGCAGCCGUAGAGGCCGCCCGUGAGCACAUUGCCGACCUCAUCGGCGCAGACAGCAAGGAGAUCAUCUUCACCUCGGGCGCCACCGAGUCAAACAACAUGGCACUGAAGGGAUGUGCGCAUUUCUACGGCAGCAAGAAGAACCACAUCAUCACGACGCAGACGGAGCACAAGUGCGUCCUCGACUCGUGCAGGAAGUUGCAGGAUGAGGGAUUCGAGGUCACCUACCUUCCCGUCAAGGAGAACGGGCUCAUCGAUAUGAAGGAGCUCGAGGACGCUCUGAGACCAGAGACAGCCGUCGUUUCCAUCAUGACGGUCAACAACGAGAUCGGCGUCAUUCAGCCCAUUGCAGAGAUCGGCAAGCUCCUCAAGACAAAGGGAGCAGAGCUGGCAAAGUCCAAGGGGCUGAGCGGCAAGCCAUUGCUGCACACGGACGGAGCUCAAGCGGCAGGCAAGAUCCCGAUUGACGUCAACAAGAUGAACGUUGAUCUGAUGAGCUUGUCCUCGCACAAGAUCUACGGGCCGAAGGGAAUGGGCGCCAUCUACGUGCGCAGGAGGCCGCGAGUCAGGCUUGAGCCUAUCAUUAACGGUGGUGGGCAGGAGCGUGGACUGCGUUCGGGUACCCUCGCACCGCCGCUGAUUGUUGGAUUCGGAGAGGCGGCAAGGAUCGCCAAGAGGGAGCUUGCUGUGAGUACGCGUGGCAAGAUGGUUGCUCGUGGGCUCGGACGGCGCUCGCGUGAUGGAAGUUACUGCAAAUGCUAAACGGCGCAGGGCGAUGGGGAUGGGAUCAGUGAGCGGCACAUCGACUGCGCUCAGCGGCCUUUGCGCUCAGCUGGGUCUGCGGUGCGAUAGUCCCUCACUGUCUCCCGCCUCCAUCACAGCCUGCGUCGAGAUGGGGUAGAUAGCUCCUCUGUGGCUGUGACCAUGUAUGCAGGGGUUCUGACGACGAGAGCGAGGGAGCGCAGCGGGAUUGCCAAGAGUUGGAUCUGGCCACAUCUUUCCAGAGCACAAUGCUGACACCUCUCUCCACUCUACCCAUCAGUACGACCACGCGCACAUCUCCUCUUUGGCCAAGCGCCUCAAGGACCGCGUCCUCUCGGAGAUUGACGCCGUUCUCGUCAACGGUGACGUGGAUGGGUAUCCAGGCUGCGUCAACCUUUCCUUC